AUGGAUUCGGACGAUACCUUCAGUUCAUCCGGCGAUGAUGACGGCUCCGAGCAGGAACGCUUGUAUUGGGAAAUCGAAGAUGGCCUAGAGACAAGUGCGGACGUGCUGGGAAAUCAGCGUUUCCUUCCUGUGGACAGAAUGAUCACCUUGGCGACAAGGACCAAUGUUGUGUCAGCUUAUAAAGAGGCCAACGACGGUGCGGGACCAAGCGAAGAAGUCAUCGAGUUUGUGUUGAAAAGGGCGCGAAAGGUCUUCCUGACCCUGAUCCGUAUAAAUCACAUCAAGGCUAUCGAUUCUCUGUAUAAAGCUGGAUUCGAUGACAACAACUUGCCCGUAGGGAAAAUCCGCCCGGAAAAUCGGAAGGGGAGGUUUCGAUGGGAAGUCAGGCGACUAAACGAGACAACCAAUGAGGUCACCUAUGAGCCUGGGUAUGAAGUCUUCAAUAAGUGGGCAAGUGAGACCAUUGCGGGAUUCGUGGACUCGCAGUGGCAAUUUCUGCCAGCAUCCUACAGCGAGUCUAAAUUCUCCCAUACUUUACACCAAGAUUGUCCCUUGCCCUUCCUAGCAGACGGAAACACGGAGCCCGCUGAAGGCCACUUCAGCUGGGUGUACAAAGUCAGAGUUCACAGCACCUAUGCCCAAGGCGAGACUUUCAAACACGUCUUCGGGAAUAUGCAAGAUAUCGCCGUCAAAAUGUUCCGACCAGACUUGAAGGACUAUUUCUAUAGGGAGUUGCAGACCCUUAUGACCAUCAAGGAGAUUGACCACCCACAUCUCAUCAAACCCAUUGCGGCGUACGAGCGAGGCACCAAACGCUGUGUCAUCUUUCCAUGGGCCGGCGGAGGCAACCUGAAAGAAUACUGGAGACAGACUAAUUACGACCCGCCUCUCCGACUUCAACGCGAUGCAUCCCUGAUCUUCUGGGCUCUCAAGCAGAUGCGUGGUCUUUCAGAAGCACUCAAAAUGCUUUAUGAGCACAAUGGUCGCCACGGUGACCUUAAACCAGAAAACAUCCUACGGUUCAACGAAGGGGACGGCCAUGGCAGGUUGGUGAUUGCCGACGUGGGUCUCACAAAGUUUCAUGUGCUGGCGACCCAGCGGCGUGAUAAGAAGUCAUCAAUCAUGUCUCGCACUCUUCGGUAUGAAGCCCCUGAAAUUGAUAUCGACAUCGACGACCGCGACAAGCCGCGUUCGCGCGACUACGACCCCUGGUCCAUGGGAUGCAUCUUCCUCGAGUUCGUCAUCUGGUUACUUUACGGUGGCAAGGAGCUGGACAAGUUUAACCAAAACGCAAGAGACGACAAGUUUUGGCAUCGCCAUGGUGGGCAGUACUGCAUACACCCAGAUGUCCAGAACUGGAUGAAAAGGAUAUCGGGAGACCUUGUGACUACGACGUCGCUCAAGGAUGUCAUGGAAUUGGUCGAGAAGCGACUCCUGGUCGUCAAGUUGGCCAAAGACGUGACUCCACCAGAGCAUGGCCGUGCGACAGCUCCAGAAGCGUUCGAGCAGAUGGAUGAGAUUUUCAAACAUGCUGAACUGGAACCAGCAUACCUUUUUGACUCGAGGAUUUGGAACCGUACAAAUGGAAAUGGUGCGCCGGGGUCCAAUCUCGUCGUGCCACAAUUUUCAAAGAGACCUCCUGUACCCAGGAGCCCUUCCGAACUCGUGACCAAGAGCUCGAACGAGACUAUCCGCGGGGACAAUAACAGUCCUACAAUAUCCACUGAUGCACCUUACGGCGAAACCAUUAUCCCCAAAUCGAAUCCUCCCCUUCAAACCUAUAAUGUGCCGCAACUCAGCAAAUUGAACAAUGUUUGGGAAUCCGAGCCCGAUAACGAGUUCGCACGAAAAUUCAUCAAACAUGUGGACUGGGCUACAGUCAAACCUCCACUCUCGGAUUCCAAUUUGUGUGAGACCUGUACAUCAUUGGACAUCUGGUCGCAAGUCCGAAUCGAGCUUGUCAUUUCGAAGCUACGAGAGAGCUCUCAGAUAUGCGCACUUUGCAAACUCUUCUAUCAUAGUCUCCCAGAUUUGGGGAUACAAAACGAUGCCGUGAAACUGCGUCGAGAUGGUUCCACGCUCAGAGCGGAUGCUGGCGGGCCUCCUAUCAUCUCCAUUUACGUCGAACCAGAAUCUGAUGCUUCAUCUCCUGCGUAUGCACAAAUUGGCCUACCCCAGCUGCCCAACCCGAAAAGCCCGGAACAGUUCGCGUUGCUGCGAGAGUGGCUACGAAACUGCGAUGAAUCCCAUGCAUGUAUCCCCCGACAAACCGGGGCCAAUGCACGCAGUAUGCCCAAGAGACUCAUCGACGUUGGCUCAUCUUCCGAAAAGAGGCUGCGUUUAGUAGAGAUGGACCGCAAUAGCGUCGAGAAGUAUAUGGCUCUCAGUCACUGCUGGGGCAAGCUGACUGACGAGGAGAAAUUCUGCACGACUGAAGAAAACAUUGAAGCACUUAAGAUCAGCAUAGACUACGGAAAACUUACCAGGACAUUCCGAGACGCUGUUGACGCUACGCGAGAGCUCAACGUCCCGUACCUUUGGAUUGACUCCAUUUGCGUUGUUCAAGACGAUGCGAAGGACUGGGAGGUCGAGUUGGGGAAGAUGGAAAACGUGUUUAGCUCUGCGUAUUGCACUCUGGCUGCGAGUUCGGCUGAGUCUUCGCUGGUUGGGUUCCCGAGUAGUAGGACGCCGAGGACAUAUGUGGCCGUCCGCUCGAGCACACGUGCAAAUGGUACGACGUACUUCGCCAAGUGCAUCGACAACUUCCACCAAGAUGUCGAGGCAGCAGUCCUGAAUACGCGCGGAUGGGUAUUCCAGGAACGAGCGCUGUCUCGGCGAACUAUCCAUUUCACGUCGAACCAGAUCUACUGGGAGUGUGGGAAGGGUGUUCAUUGCGAGACCUUGGCCAAACUCAAAAACCCCAAAGCCGCCUUCCUGGGGGAUUCUGACUUCCCCACCUUAGCCCUCGAAUACUUCCGCGGCGGUCGCAUAGUUCACUUCCAAGGCCUCUACGAGAUGUACUCCCGCCUGGCCUUCACAAACCCCACCGACCGAUCCGUAGCCCUCCUAGGUCUCGAGCAACGCCUCGCGCGCACCUUCAAGAUGCAAGGCGACUACGGAAUCUUAGAAGGAUUUCUCGAGCGGAGUCUGCUAUGGCGAGCUGAAAAGCCCUACGGGAUGAAACGGAUUUCCUUCCCGCCUGGAAGGGGGUGCCCGUCUUGGUCCUGGAUGGCUCAUAUGGGGGCGAUUGGAUACUUGGAGAUUGAUUUUAACAGGACAGAUUGGAGUAAGGAGGAUUUUAGGAAUCCGUUUGAGCUGGGUUCCUUGAGGAGGACGUAUGGGGAGAGAGGGGGGAAGGGGGUGGUGGAGUUGGCGGCGUUGGCGCGUGUGCUGGAUAUUGAUAGGGUUGAGUUUUCAAAGAGAAUAAUUUUGGAUGAAGUUGAUGGUGGGGAAGCGAAUUUGUUUAAAUGCAUUGUUAUUGGAAAGGAGAAGGGGAUGGUCGAAAGGGAGGGUGAUCGGACUCACUAUGUUCUCGUUGUCAAACCAUCACCCAAGGGGACGUCGGAUGACGUUUACGAACGGGUUGGUGUGGCGACUCUCCUACGUUCUCAGAUAUCCUUGUCACCGGGAAAAUGGACUAGAGUGCUAUAUCCACGUACAUUCAGCAUUUAUGCAGCCGAGAGAGGAGCUCUUGGUCUUAUCUACUAA
This is a messenger RNA of Pseudomassariella vexata, 3708 nucleotides long. RefSeq lists its product as uncharacterized. NCBI's taxonomy places the organism in Eukaryota, Fungi, Ascomycota, Sordariomycetes, Amphisphaeriales, Pseudomassariaceae. The coding region runs from base 1 to 3708 and encodes 1235 amino acids. Gene Ontology annotation, biological process: protein phosphorylation. The record is from RefSeq and is a predicted model, not a curated record. Gene Ontology annotation, molecular function: protein kinase activity; ATP binding. The transcript is spliced from 8 exons.